Molecule: messenger RNA, 662 nt
Organism: Phlebotomus papatasi
Lineage: Eukaryota; Metazoa; Arthropoda; Insecta; Diptera; Psychodidae
Product: larval cuticle protein 65Ab1-like
Exons: 3
Coding region: 94-570 (158 amino acids)
Cellular component (GO): chitin-based extracellular matrix
Molecular function (GO): structural constituent of chitin-based larval cuticle
Source: RefSeq, a predicted model, not a curated record
GGGUGCCUGGGGACUUGGGAGUUCUUCAUCUGGAUAUUCUCACAGAAGCCACUUCUCUUGCCAAACUUUUGUCCGUUGCGCAUCCUUUACACAAUGAAGUUCUUGAUUGCUUUUUUCGCGUUGAUUGCCGUUGUGGUGGCCAAACCUCGUCCUCAGGAUUUUAAGACUCCGGAUUACUAUGACUACCAACCAGAACCUAAGGUGCAUCAGUCCGAGGUACAGCCAGCUCAAUUUGUAAGGACCCCUGACCCUUACCAGGGCAACUACAACUUCCCAACAAGAGGAUCAACCACUGAAAGGAUCACAAGGAAGCCUAUUGUCGAUGUUACUCACUACGACAGCGAAAGUGAUGACACUCACUACUCCUUCUCAUUUGAGACGGAAGAUGGAGUAAAACGAAAAGAGGAGGGAGAGCUUGUUAAUGCAGGAUCAGAAGAUGAGUCCUAUGUAGUUCGAGGUUCUUACAGCUACAUCAACGAAGGUGUUCUUUAUGUUGUAACGUACUAUGCUGAUGACACAGGAUUCCAUCCACAUGUGAAGAAGUCCCCAGUUGCCCUUACCCAUCACUAAAGAGAUUGCAGAAGUAAUUUGACCAAUAAAUUCACUUAGGCUAAAUUUUAAAAAUUUGUGACCAAUAAAGAUGACUCAGUGAGAUCCAAAAA